Messenger RNA from Henningerozyma blattae CBS 6284, 1212 nucleotides. RefSeq names its product cAMP-dependent protein kinase catalytic subunit TPK2 (gene TPK2). Gene Ontology annotation, biological process: peptidyl-serine phosphorylation. Gene Ontology annotation, cellular component: cAMP-dependent protein kinase complex; nucleus. The record is from RefSeq and is a predicted model, not a curated record. Gene Ontology annotation, molecular function: ATP binding; cAMP-dependent protein kinase activity. The transcript has a single exon. The coding region runs from base 1 to 1212 and encodes 403 amino acids. NCBI's taxonomy places the organism in Eukaryota, Fungi, Ascomycota, Saccharomycetes, Saccharomycetales, Saccharomycetaceae.
AUGGAUAUGCCAAUAAAUUAUCAAGAUUAUCAACAUCAGCAUCAACAACCCCAUCAUCAACAGCAGCAGCAGAAGGCUUUUAUUCGGCAACAACAAAUGGGUCAUACUACAGUCGAUUCCAGUAAUAAUGAUCAAGCAGGUAAUAUUGCUAUGGCUUCUGAUUUGAAGGCAGCCAUUCAAAGGAAUGUCAAUAUCGAUAUGGAUAGUAACAAUAAUGAAGUAGUACACAAGCAUCAAAGAUCAACAGUCACAAAGGGUAAGUACGGUCUUCAAGAUUUUCAAAUAAUGCGUACUUUGGGUACUGGUUCGUUCGGUAGAGUUCAUCUAGUCAGAUCUGUUCAUAAUGGUAGGUACUAUGCCAUCAAAGUAUUGAAAAAGCAACAGAUCAUCAAGAUGAAACAAAUAGAGCAUACGAAUGAUGAAAGAAGAAUGUUGAAAUUGGUAGAGCAUCCCUUUAUUAUCAGAUUAUGGGGUACUUUCCAAGAUUCAAGGAAUUUGUUUAUGGUUAUGGAUUAUAUUGAAGGUGGUGAAUUGUUUUCUCUAUUAAGAAAAUCUCAAAGAUUUCCAAAUCCCGUAGCAAAAUUUUACGCAGCAGAAGUGGUUCUUGCAUUAGAAUAUUUACAUGCUAAUAAUAUCAUUUAUAGGGAUUUAAAACCAGAAAAUAUCUUAUUAGAUCGUAAUGGUCAUAUCAAAGUUGCUGAUUUUGGGUUUGCAAAAGAAGUAUCUUCUGUAACCUGGACCUUAUGUGGUACGCCAGAUUAUAUUGCCCCAGAAGUUAUUGCAACAAAACCUUAUAACAAAUCUGUUGAUUGGUGGUCUCUAGGGGUAUUAAUUUACGAAAUGUUGGCAGGUUAUACACCCUUUUAUGAUGUGACACCAAUGAAGACAUAUGAAAAGAUUUUACAAGGUAAAAUUAAUUUCCCACAGGGAUUCCACCCUGAUGUCAUUGAUCUUUUAACUAGAUUGAUCACUUCAGAUUUAACAAAAAGAUUGGGGAAUUUGCAAAAUGGUUCAAGAGAUGUGAAAAAUCAUCCUUGGUUUAGUGAAGUCAUUUGGGAAAAAUUAUUAGCUAGAGAUAUUGAAACACCUUAUGAACCACCAAUUACUGCAGGUGUUGGUGAUACUUCAUUAUUUGAUCAAUAUCCAGAAGAACAUUUCGAUUAUGGUAUCCAAUCAGAUGAUCCUUAUGCUCAAUAUUUCAUUGAUUUUUAG